AUGGCGAGUGUCGCACUGCUCGCUGUCUUCCUUCUGUCCAGCAGUUUUCCUGCCCGAGCCCAGGACACCAGAACUGACCAGGCUGGGUCCGUCCUGCGGGAGUAUGUAGACAAGGGCUACUGUACCUACACCUAUGUGGUUCCGCCUGGGUCCCGUACUGAGGGCUGCACGCCGCCGGGCUUCGAGCGGCAGCUCGCCGACACCAAGGAGGAAACGGCCCGCUUGGAAAAUCAAUUGGAUCUCCUGACGUCGUUUGUGCAAAUCUUGCUGAGUCAGCAGUCUGAUCUAACGUCCAGUGUCAGCAGUUGGGGAGAUCGGUUAAAAGUGGAAGAGAACCUGACACAGGAACUACAAGAACAGAAAAUUCGUCUCCAAGCCCGGGUAGAAGAUUUGUCAAGCCAACUUUCAGAAGAAAGAAUCAGGAGCGCAAAGCUGGAACAGAACCUGACACAGGAGAUACAAGACCAAGAAACUCGCCUUCAAACCCAGGUACAGAACCUGACACAGGAGCUACAAGAACAAGAAACCCGUCUCCAAACCCAGGUACAGAACCUGACACAGGAGCUACAAGAACAAGAAACCCGUCUCCAAACCCAAGUACAGCACCUGACACAGGAGCUACAAGAACAAGAGAGUCGCCACCUAACCCAGCUACAGAACUUGUCCGAUCAACUCUCAGACGAGAAAACCAGGAGUUCACGACUGGAACAAAACCUGACACAAACGUUGCUUCUACAGGAGACAAAGUUUAUAGGCAUGAUCAACAGUCUUUCUGACGUACUAUCAGAGGAGAAAGACAGAAACCGGGAACUGGCGCUAAACCUGACCCAAACACUGCUUCAAUUGGACAACAUGACGUCAAUUCUGUACGAGCAUGAUGUGACCAUCAAACAGCGUUUGAACGUAUAA
Branchiostoma floridae (Florida lancelet) is the source of this 909-nucleotide messenger RNA. RefSeq names its product myosin-9-like. The transcript has 2 exons. The record is from RefSeq and is a predicted model, not a curated record. Bases 1 to 909 code for a protein of 302 amino acids. NCBI's taxonomy places the organism in Eukaryota, Metazoa, Chordata, Leptocardii, Amphioxiformes, Branchiostomatidae.